GGAUUGAGUCGCCUGGGCACCCGUAGUUGGGAACCGUGGAACCCUGGUCCCGGGGAAAGGGGGAGGUGUCCGGGCUUGGAGGCUCGGGUGGGCCUCGCGGCGGGCCGGGCCUCAUCUCGUCCCGCGUGGGGAACUCGAGCUCGAGCCGGCCCCGGGGGCGACUCGCGGAGCGGCUGGUGCAGUCAUGGCAGAUUACUGGAAGUCGCAACCAAAGAAAUUCUGUGAUUACUGCAAGUGUUGGAUAGCCGACAAUAGGCCUAGUGUUGAAUUUCACGAAAGAGGAAAGAAUCAUAAGGAAAAUGUGGCAAAGAGGAUCAGUGAGAUUAAACAGAAAAGCCUGGAUAAGGCAAAGGAAGAAGAAAAGGCAUCAAAGGAGUUUGCCGCAAUGGAGGCAGCUGCCCUGAAAGCAUACCAAGAGGAUUUGAAAAGACUUGGCUUAGAGACAGAGAUUUCAGAGCCAAGUAUAUCACCAGUAACAAGCACUGUCCCGCCCACCUCUGCAUCAAAUCAGCAGAAGGAAAAGAAGAAGAAGAAAAAAGACCCUUCAAAGGGCAGAUGGGUAGAAGGCAUAACCUCUGAGGGUUACCAUUACUAUUAUGAUCUCAUCACAGGAGCAUCCCAGUGGGAGAGACCUGAAGGAUUUCAAGGAAACUUAAAAAAGACAGCAGGGAAGACUGUUUGGGUAGAAGGUUUAAGCGAAGAUGGUUAUACCUACUAUUAUAAUACAGAAACAGGAGAAUCCAGAUGGGAAAAACCUGAUGAUUUUAUUCCACACUCUGGCGAUCUGCUUUCUAGUAAAGUCAAUGAAAAGUCACUUGAUACCCUAGAAGAGUCUAAAUCAUCAGAUUCUCAUAGUGAUUCUGGUGGGGAACAGGAGGCAGAAAAAGAAGAGGCCUCUACAGAAACACAAAAGCCAAAAAUAAAAUUUAAGGAAAAAAAUAAAAAUAGUGACAAAGGAACUGAACCAGAAACACAGAAAGAAAAAAAUACCCAAGAGCAAACUUCAUCAGGUCCAAAUGAAGAAAAAUUCAAAGCUCAUAAAAAAUCAAACCCAUAUGGAGAAUGGCAAGAAAUUAAACAAGAAGUUGAGUCUCACGAGGAGGUAGAUUUUGAACUACCAUGCACUGAAAAUGAGUAUGUAUCAACUUCAGAACCUGAUAUUGGUGGACAACCUAAAGUGGUAUUUAAAGAAAAAACAGUUACUUCUCUUGGAAUCGUGGCAGAUGGAGUGGCCCCAGUCUUUAAAAAGAGAAGAAUUGAAAAUGGAAAAUCUAGAAAUUUAAGGCAACGAGGGGAUGAUCAAUAAUUGUAAAAGAAGCUUUUUGUACCUGCUUUUCAGACCACAUGGAGACUGUACAUCUUGAAGCUCCUCUGCGUUUGUUUAAAUGCUACAAAUAAAAUAGUUUUUUUACGUGAAACUUA
Hyaena hyaena (striped hyena) is the source of this 1422-nucleotide messenger RNA. It is a transcript of the gene WBP4, whose product is annotated as WW domain binding protein 4. Gene Ontology annotation, biological process: mRNA splicing, via spliceosome. The transcript has 10 exons. The coding region runs from base 185 to 1306 and encodes 373 amino acids. Gene Ontology annotation, molecular function: protein binding; RNA binding; zinc ion binding. NCBI's taxonomy places the organism in Eukaryota, Metazoa, Chordata, Mammalia, Carnivora, Hyaenidae. Gene Ontology annotation, cellular component: precatalytic spliceosome; nucleus. The record is from RefSeq and is a predicted model, not a curated record.